UGGAUGGACCACCCACUCAGUGCGUCAUCCGCGUGGUGGAAUAUGGCUCAUGCACGUGGGAUGCGGUCGAGAUAUGCGAAGCGGGGGCACCUGCGAUCCGCCCAAGUGAGCAAUCGCGUAAACGACGGACUUGCUUGCUGCCGCACUGGGUGGCCUCAGCGGCGAAGACACUUCGAUGGACGAACCUUGUUCAAGCGAAGACGUGCUCGAGAAUCAGGACAUCACGGACCAACGGCGGAACCAUAAACGUGUUGGCAGGUAAACGGUCCGUUGCCCCGUUUACUCGUUCCCGCACGAACGAGCGCGCGGGGUAGUUUGGCAAUCGAAAUGAAGUGGAUCCUCGCGCUGGCUGCUCUGGCGGUAGCACAACGCCCGGCGUCCCAUGCUCCAGGGAGCGUCGCGAAUGCAACCACCAUCCCACUCGACGCAGGGCGAGCGGCGCCUCGGCUGCGCGGCCGCCUCCCCACACCAUCUCGUGCUCUGUCCAUCGCCCCCGCUGCGACGAUCCGCAGCAACGCAACCACCAUCCCAUCCAUGCCCCCAACCACCUCGGUGGUUCCGCUGCUCCUUCCUACGACGGAACCGAUGGCCACCGCACCCGUCGAGUCUGCUCCAACGACGACAGACCCGCCAGAGAUUCAAGUGGCCGACGAAGCGGGCGACUUUCCUUGGAAGAUUUUGAGCCAGCAACUCGAAGCGUCGAUGCUGACGUAACAGCGACGACUCUUGACUGACUUUCAUUCGAAUAUGACCUGUACACUCGCU
Messenger RNA from Aphanomyces invadans, 765 nucleotides. RefSeq lists its product as hypothetical. NCBI's taxonomy places the organism in Eukaryota, Oomycota, Saprolegniomycetes, Saprolegniales, Verrucalvaceae. Bases 328 to 714 code for a protein of 128 amino acids. The record is from RefSeq and is a predicted model, not a curated record. The transcript has a single exon.